AUGGAUUUUGUGAGUUUCAGCGAUGGAAUGAUUACAGAUCCUCGAUGGAAAUGUUUCAGUUUUCCAAAAGAUGAGCACUUUAACGGAAACCCAUGGACUAAUCCCGAGUUCAAUGAUAACCAUUGGGCCCAGGCCGUCGCGGGGUUCUCAAACCGGGGAGAAAAUCCAGUAGGAAAAGUCAUGGGCAUUAAUGAUGACGCUCUUUGGAUAUCAACGGCUGAAGAUAACCCGAGGUUGUUUUGCAGGCGUAAUCUGUCUGAUGACGCCACAUUAUCCUUAACAUCCAUCCAAGAUAUCUCGAGUGGUAUGUCUGAAUACAUUUGAUAGCCACUACAUCACCUAAAUUGUUCAGUAUAGAGUCGCUGGUGGUAAUUGGGUAGAAAUGGCACCAAUGUUAACCACUCAAUUAGCCUAAUUUAGAUCGCUGUUAAGCAAGAGAGAAGCUCAUUCUCUCGUGGCGUUGAGUACUAUUAAGUUAUUUGGACGAUACAUUCAACAGAUACUUUUCAGACCAAACUCGGAGGUGUAGACUACGCCCUCCUUGGCCAGCCUCUUUCUCAACACCAUGUAGUGACGUCAUAG
This is a messenger RNA of Porites lobata, 582 nucleotides long. The record is from the annotation of a GenBank genome assembly. Lineage: Eukaryota; Metazoa; Cnidaria; Anthozoa; Scleractinia; Poritidae.